This is a messenger RNA of Striga asiatica, 918 nucleotides long. The record is from the annotation of a GenBank genome assembly. Lineage: Eukaryota; Viridiplantae; Streptophyta; Magnoliopsida; Lamiales; Orobanchaceae.
AUGUUUUCUGCCCGUAGGAGUCAGGAUCUUCGUGCUUGCCAUUAUAUAUGCCCUGAUGGGUUGUCCCCUUUCAUAUGUAUUGUGCUGGUUUUUCUCGUUCUAUUUGCUUUACAUUGGUUUGUGCAUUCUUGCUGCAAUUGCCCCCAUCCAAUUGUCUUCCAUGGGAGAUCAUUAACGGGUAUCCCUGCAGCUAUUGAUUUGUUCUCUGACCAUGUUUUGGUUGGGAUCUUUUACCUGGUUGGAUUCGCGUUAUUUUGCUUAGAGACACUGUUGAGCUUAUGGGUACUUCAGAAAGUACCUCCCAUAUCCCCUGGAUACCCAUUGGCUGCACUUGAUAUGGUUCUACAAAAUAAGGCAGUAUUUGGAAUGAAGAUGAACGACCUGCAUACCAAUGAUCCGACUUAUCCAGAUUACGUCCUACUUAGUUACCCUCAUGAAUUCUCAAUUCACGGCGUACGGGAUCCCACAAAAUCCGGUAACCAGCUCAACUAUGGGAUCUCUGGGAUCCCUCAUUGGCGUCAAGUGGCGGACUUUAGGAAGGAGGUGCAAAAAUGGGGUCCCGCAUUCGUGGCGAAGCUGAAACUCUAUUGGCCAGAUCUGAGGCCGCCACGCAGGAGGAAACUGUGGUCCUUUUGGAAGAGUCAAUACGACAAGCAUAUUGCUCAUCCACAGACUGGCCUUGAGGUCCUUGAUUUUUUCAGACUGGCCGUCCGCAUGUUCGAACAACUUGAAACUCCAUAUCUCGCCAUACCGCGAGGCAUCUCGUUAGAUGUGUCUGAUUUUCUUAACGGUUACUUGAACCCGGCUGGACACCCGCCUGGACUUUAUAGAAAGGUUUUUGUGCCCGUUGGUGAUUUCUGUUAUCACUCGGUCUUUCUUAAGCACUUUGAAAUGAGUAUAUUCCUCUUGUCCAUUUAG